AUGGAUCUCCAGAAGGAACUCUCUACCGACUCCGGUGCUGGAACUCUCAUCCGCCGAGGAGACAACGUCCGUAAGGUUUCUUCUCUCAGUGAGAUCGAGGACGCCUUUGCUUCCAUCAAGAAGGAUCACCCCAGCCUGGCCUGGACUGUCAGCGAGGAGGACGAGAACCUGACUUGGUUUUCCGAGAAGGCUGAUGGUUCCUUCAACAGGAACGGAAACGUCCUGUUCUACUACGGAUGCGAUCUCCUCUCUGAGGCUCUCAUUCCCGUUUUUGAGGACUUCAAGGCUUGGUGA
Molecule: messenger RNA, 294 nt
Organism: Fusarium venenatum
Lineage: Eukaryota; Fungi; Ascomycota; Sordariomycetes; Hypocreales; Nectriaceae
Biological process (GO): L-arginine biosynthetic process
Cellular component (GO): mitochondrial matrix
Molecular function (GO): N-acetyl-gamma-glutamyl-phosphate reductase (NADP+) activity; acetylglutamate kinase activity
Source: RefSeq, a predicted model, not a curated record